Messenger RNA from Didymodactylos carnosus, 411 nucleotides. NCBI's taxonomy places the organism in Eukaryota, Metazoa, Rotifera, Eurotatoria, Philodinida, Philodinidae. The record is from the annotation of a GenBank genome assembly.
AUGCGCGGAGCCAUUCAAGCUGCUACCAAACGAGAAGCAACUGCCACUGGUUCACAUAAAUCCAGACUUUAUUUGGAUGAGUUUUUAUUUAAACAUGAUCGGAAAGUAUCAGUGGUAUUAGGUGCCAUCACUUUAAUACACGAAUACACACAUGCCAUGCGCAAUCCGCAACAAAGCCGUGAUAAAACUCCGCCACUCCAAUGUUUUAUUUCAUAUUUAUCUGAACAAUUUGAUGGUGGUUCUUUCCUUGAAAGGCAUUUGUUUGGUGGAGAGUUUCUUGGUAAACCUGGACAAAUUAUAUUACAAAUAGCACCAACCAAAAGUGUUCCUGUGCCGAUUGUUCUAUUAGAAAACUUUUACGACACACUAGAUUUGGAUGUGUUCGAAAACUAUAUACAAAAUAUACCUUAA